Messenger RNA from Echinops telfairi (small Madagascar hedgehog), 1749 nucleotides. It is a transcript of the gene SLC25A38, whose product is annotated as solute carrier family 25 member 38. The record is from RefSeq and is a predicted model, not a curated record. The transcript is spliced from 7 exons. Gene Ontology annotation, biological process: glycine import into mitochondrion. Gene Ontology annotation, cellular component: mitochondrion; mitochondrial inner membrane. The coding region runs from base 217 to 1131 and encodes 304 amino acids. Gene Ontology annotation, molecular function: glycine transmembrane transporter activity. Lineage: Eukaryota; Metazoa; Chordata; Mammalia; Afrosoricida; Tenrecidae.
UGACGAGCGGCGAGGGCCUCGUCGGUGCGGCUGGCACGGCGCCCUGGAGCUUCGUGCUGGCCGCAGGGCGCACCCCCCGAGAAGCGCGGGCCGGGAACCCCCGACGGCUCCCUGGAUCCUGAAUGAACGCAGACGUCCGCGAGCACAAAACGCGGCGCCACCCCGAGCUGGCCAGGGCCGGGUCUGAGCCCGGUGCACUCCCCGACCCCGGAUCCAAUGAUUCAGAAGUCGCGGCCCGCGCUGCUGCAACCUCAGGAUGUCGGAGACACAGUGGAAACGCUUAUGUUACAUCCGGCGAUCAAGGCCUUUGUGUGCGGCUCCAUCAGUGGCACCUGCUCCACUGUCCUUUUUCAGCCUCUGGAUCUCCUUAAGACGCGCCUCCAGGCUGCCCAGCCUGCAGCCCAGGGGCCCAGGCGCGUGGGGGCGUUCGCCCUGCUCCUGACAGUGGUUCGCACGGAGAGUCUGCUGGGCCUGUGGAAGGGGAUGUCUCCUUCCAUUGUGAGAUGCGUCCCUGGUGUUGGGAUCUACUUCGGCACUCUCUACUCUCUGAAGCAGCACUUCCUGCCAGGCCAUCCCCCCAGCGCCCUGGAGUCGGUCAUCCUGGGGGUGGGCUCCCGUGCGGUCGCAGGGGUCUGCAUGUCGCCCAUUACUGUGAUCAAGACACGCUAUGAGAGUGGGCAGUAUGCCUACGGGAGCAUCUACGCUGCCCUGAAGAACAUCUACCGCACAGAGGGCCACCGAGGGCUCUUCAGCGGACUGACGGCGACACUCCUUCGCGAUGCGCCCUUCUCUGGGAUCUACCUGAUGUUUUACAACCAGACCAAAAGCACCGUGCCCCAAGAGCAGCUGGGUGCAGUCCUGGCUCCUGUCGUGAACUUCAGCUGUGGGCUGGUAGCCGGCGUCCUGGCCUCGCUGGUGACCCAGCCUGCAGACGUCAUCAAGACUCACAUGCAGCUUGCCCCGGUGAGAUGUCGGUGGAUUGGGCAAACAGUCACGCUCAUUUUUAAAGACUACGGGCUGCGUGGCUUCUUCCAAGGCGGGGUCCCCCGGGCUCUCCGCAGGACACUGAUGGCAGCAAUGGCGUGGACUGUCUACGAAGAGAUGAUGGCCAGGAUGGGCCUCACGUCCUGACCAAAAGAUGACUGGGGGCGGGGGCGGAGCCGGGGUGGGAUCUGCUGCCGCCUCGGUUGCUGCUACAGGCCGCUCCGUGCUGUCCUGGGAUCGGAGGACGUCCUCUGGGAGCCUGGCAGAAACAGCGUCUCAGUGAGCCCACGCAGAUGGACCCUCGAUGGGCGGGGCUCGAGCAUCCAGAAAUCUGAAGAGGAAUCACCGGUGCAGACCUUUGGGGAGUGCGGAGAGGGGUCUGCACACACCCCAAGCCCAUUCAGAAAGGCUUUCUCGCCAGAGAGCCCCCAGCAGUGGUCGACUUUGGCCCCUCAUCUCCACCAGUGUCUCUGGCUACCCUCUGCUGUCCUCAGGGAGCCCCAGCUGGGGACACUGGGUUUGAGCAGAGGCAUCACUGUCACCAGGCUGAAGGCUGUGCCUGAGGGCGGGUGUGACGGGUAUUAGCGUGGGAAGAACAGAGGCCAUCAUGUAAGGUUUCAGCUUCCAGACACGCUGAGAACGGGCCCGUAGCGCCCUAGCCUGUAAGAGUUGUCCAAGUGCACGCUCUCCUCGCCUCUGGGCUGUCUGGAACUGAAUGUCACAUCAAUAAAAGGAAGCACUUUACCAAUGGGAGCUAUUUGGAAA